AUGGCUCACCUCCAUGACCAUCUCUCCCGGCACGACGAAUCCGCCGCCAUCUUCUCCCCCUCCGUUGCCCGCAUUGCUGCCUCCACCGCCCGCGACUGGUCCCACGUCGAGUCCUGGCUCGCUUCAAAGUUCCCACCUGGCCGGGCUCUGCCAUCUUUUGAACGCAACCAGGACACUCUCAAGGCCCUCCUCGUCCUCGCCACGGCCAACGAGGCUGCCGACGAGCAACGCCAACUCCUGGCCCGCGCCGAUGCUUCAGCCUUGGCUGAGAACCGCGGCCGUGCAUCUACCGGAUCUAAACCGGAUAAUCAUGCUUUGCGGCCCCAUCUCUUGAGAGAAGACCUACUCACCCUGAUCCAACGUCAGCUCCCCCACGAGGGCACAAAUGCACUCGACUGUCUUGCCAAAGUGGCCGUCCAGGCUAGGACCGCCUUCGCAGAGCCCCAACGUCUCGGCUGCGACAUUAUGAGCUUGCAAGGCACCCUCUUUGAGCUGGAACAGAUGGUUGCCCGUCUCGACUCGCUUGAGCGCCAAAUCCAACUUGAAGCCGAGCAGACUGCCAGUCUCCUGCGCAUGUGGCAACGCGAUUCCUUCAGGCCUCCUCCCGAUUCGGCAAAGGAGAAUCUGGACCUGCAACGCAAGAUCAAGUCCAUGUCUAGUCAUCUUGACAAUCUGCGAGAUCAUGCUGCCGCCAAGAUGCCUCCCGUCAAUGCCUCGCACCCCACCAUCGGCGACGUUUCCCUCCAAGAAAAGGACUUGCUAGCCCUCUUGUCAUGCAAAAAAGAGCUCGAUGCGCAAAUUGCCGCCUUUGAGGGUCUUCCGAAUGAUCCCAUCAAGGCCCGAAGUGAGCUGGAUGCUCUCCGCCGUCAGCUCCAAACCUUUUCUUCGCAUCGUGACGCUGUCUUUGAGGGCCUAGUCGAGCGCGAAAGCCCGGUCAGACGGCGCUGA
This is a messenger RNA of Hirsutella rhossiliensis, 948 nucleotides long. RefSeq lists its product as uncharacterized. The record is from RefSeq and is a predicted model, not a curated record. The transcript has a single exon. Bases 1 to 948 code for a protein of 315 amino acids. Lineage: Eukaryota; Fungi; Ascomycota; Sordariomycetes; Hypocreales; Ophiocordycipitaceae. Gene Ontology annotation, cellular component: HAUS complex; cytosol. Gene Ontology annotation, biological process: spindle assembly.